AUGGCGUCCAGCAAGAUUGACCAUCUCACAAUCUACUCCUCGAAGGAGGAAUUUGAGCCUCUUAUUGAAUGGUAUAAGAAAGCCCUUUCUCCUUUGGGCUACAAAGAGAUCAUGCGAUUCCCUGAAUUCGUCGGACUGGGUGCCGAAAUCCCUGACUUCUGGAUUGCCCAGAAGAAUACGAAUAUUCCGGCUGGUAUUCAUUUUGCUUUCACGGCUCCCGACCGGGCCACUGUCGAGGCCUUCCACAAGGCCGCUAUUGAUGCAGGAGGCAUGUGUAAUGGCAAGCCAGGAUUAAGGCCAGAGUACCAUGAAAACUACUAUGGAGCGUUUGUCCUGGAUCCCGUUGGCAAUAACGUGGAGCUGGUGAGUACCCAGAUACACCCUCCCAACUCUUCUUACUCAUCCGUUUUCAAGGUAACCCAUCAUCCCGAACCGAUGUAG
This is a messenger RNA of Penicillium subrubescens, 441 nucleotides long. RefSeq names its product VOC family protein. The transcript is spliced from 2 exons. The record is from RefSeq and is a predicted model, not a curated record. The coding region runs from base 1 to 441 and encodes 146 amino acids. Lineage: Eukaryota; Fungi; Ascomycota; Eurotiomycetes; Eurotiales; Aspergillaceae.